Molecule: messenger RNA, 3197 nt
Organism: Neltuma alba
Lineage: Eukaryota; Viridiplantae; Streptophyta; Magnoliopsida; Fabales; Fabaceae
Product: probable leucine-rich repeat receptor-like protein kinase At5g49770
Biological process (GO): protein phosphorylation
Molecular function (GO): protein kinase activity; protein binding; ATP binding
Source: RefSeq, a predicted model, not a curated record
ACUAUUGAGUUAUGGACCAAAGAAACUCUGUGCUUCUUCUGCUAUUGCUUCUGUUCCAAGUUCUGUUUGUAGCAACACAGAACUCCAAUCGAGACUUUACUGCUUUAUCAUCUCUCACUGAAUUUUAAAACAAGCCACCAAGUUGGGUGGGCACAGAUCCUUGUGGGUGGGAAGGCAUCGAAUGUAACAAUUCGAGAGUGGCAUCAAUAAAACUGUUAAGCAUGAACUUAAAAGGCAGGUUGACGGAGGCUAUUGGGAGAUUAACUGAAUUAACGACUCUGGACCUCUCUUACAACAAAGGCAUGGGUGGAAGAAUUCCAGCUGAAAUUGGGAAUUUGAGUAAAUUACAAAUCCUGUCAUUGGUUGGUUGUGAUUUCUCUGGUCCUAUUCCUGAAUCAUUAGGAGAUCUUAAGCGGCUGACCUUUUUAGCUCUUAAUCUUAAUCGGUUGAGUGGAAAUAUUCCACGUACGUUGGGCAAUCUAUCCAAUGUCAAUUGGCUAGAUAUUGCAGACAACCAGAUUGAAGGACCUAUCCCUAUCUCUGAUGAAGAAGGACCUGGUCUUGACAUGCUACUCAAAGCAGAGCACUUUCAUUUUGGAAACAACCGCCUCUCAGGGGAAGUUCAAGCUAAGCUUUUAAGUUCAAAGAUGAUACUGAAACACCUGCUUCUUGACAACAAUCACCUAGUUGGCAGCAUUCCAGACACUACUGGAUUGAUAAAGACAUUGACGGUGGUACGGUAUGAUCACAAUCAAAUGACUGGAGAAGUGCCUUCAAGUAUCAAAAAUCUCACAAAACUCACUGAUCUGAAUUUAGGCAACAAUAAACUAAAUGGCUCUAUGCCCGAUCUUACUGGAUUAGAUGCACUCGCCUCUGUGGAUUUGAGCAACAACUCUUUUAAUCCUUCCAAUAUCCCUUCAUGGGCCUCAAGCUUGCCAUAUUUAACUACACUAUUAUUGGAAAGCACUGGACUGCAAGGGGAAAUACCGGACUCCUUAUUUAGCCAAUCUAAUUUAGAGACUGUGAUAUUGAGGAAUAAUAAGCUCAAUGGUACCUUGGAUGUCGGCAACAGCCUACCCAAUUUGAAUCUUAUUGAUUUACAGGAUAAUAGGAUAGGUGACUUUGAACAGAAAAGUGGAGGAACCAGUUUUAAUGUCGUACUAGUUGGAAACCCCAUUUGUCUUGAAACAGGAGCUACUUCGCAAAGUUACUGCAAAAGCUCGCAAACUAAUAUCACAUAUUCAACACCAGAAAAUAACUGUAUACCUCCUGUUUGUGGUUCAAACAUGGUUUCCAGCCCAAACUGCAAAUGUGCAUUUCCCUAUAGAGGAGUUCUGACUUCUAGAGCUCCUGGUUUCUCAAACUUUAGAAACACAAGUUAUUUUAAGGAUCUUGAGCAUGGCCUGUUGACUACUUUCCAGUCCCAUGACCUGCCCGUGGAUUCUGUUUCUCUGACCAAUGCAUUCCAGAAUUCUGUUACUUCUUAUUUUAGUUUGGACGUAGAAGUCUUCCCAUCUCAAAUUGACCGUUUCAACAGAACUGGAGUUUUAAGCAUUUCGUUCGUGCUUUCCAACCAGAUCUAUAAACCUCCAGAAUUUUUCAGCCCUUACUAUUUUUCUAGUAAUAAUACCUAUGAAUUCUAUGCAGAAGAGCCUUCAUCAAGUAAAACAAAUGGGGGGGUUAUAGCUGGUGCAGUAGCAGCUGGUGUCGUCGUCUUGGUCCUGUCCAUCCUUGUAGUAAUAUUUGCAAUCCGCCAGAAGAAAAGGGCAAAGGAAUUUGAUCCUUUUGCAAACUGGGAUCAAAACAAUAAAAGUGGCAAUGCUCCUCAGCUAAAAGGAGCACGGUGGUUUUCUUUUGAAGAGCUCAAGAAACACACCAACAACUUCUCCGACGCCAAUACUAUUGGAGCUGGGGGCUAUGGAAAGGUUUACCAAGCUGUUCUUCCCUCUGGGGAACUGGUUGCUGUCAAGCGUGCUUCGCAAGAAUCUAUGCAGGGUGCUGUUGAGUUCAAAACUGAGAUUGAGCUGCUAUCAAGGGUCCAUCACAAGAAUCUUGUUGGUCUUGUGGGUUUCUGUUAUGACAAAGGUGAACAAAUGCUGGUCUAUGAGUAUAUUCCUAAUGGCACUAUGAUGGACAGUCUUUCAGGAAAAUCUGGAAUCAGAAUGAACUGGAUAAGGAGGCUAAAAGUAGCUGUGGGAGCAGCCAGGGGGCUUUCCUAUCUUCAUGAACUCGCUGAUCCGCCAAUUAUACACAGGGACAUAAAAUCAAGUAAUAUCCUUCUUGAUGACCACUUAAAUGCAAAAGUUGCUGAUUUCGGUCUCUCCAAACUCAAGGAUUGCGACAGGGCCCACAUCACAACUCAAGUCAAAGGCACAAUGGGGUAUAUGGAUCCUGAAUACUACAUGACUCAGCAGUUAACAGAAAAGAGCGAUGUAUAUAGCUUUGGAAUUACAAUGCUUGAGCUGGUAACAGCAAGGAAGCCAAUUGAGCAAGGAAAAUUCAUUGUAAGAGAGGUUCAAAGGGUAAUGGAUAGAUCAAAGGAGUUGUACAACCUUUAUGCCAUUAUAGACCCAAUAAUAAAGCAAGAGGGAACCCCAAAAGGUUUAGAGAAGUUUGUGGACCUAGCACUGAGGUGUGUCAAAGAUCAAGGGGAAGAGAGGCCAGCAAUGGCUGAAGUUGUGAAAGAGAUUGAGAAUAUAAUGCAGCUUGCUGGUUUCAACCCCAAUGCUGAAUCAGCAUCAACAUCAGAAACCCAUGAAAAUGUUAGUGGUGGGAAGAUCUACCAUCCUUACGUUGAUGAAGAUUUCGCCUACACGAGCGUUUUUCCACCAGUAAAAGUGGAACCUCAAUAGAAGUUUUGGCAUUUGGUUUCUUUUUUCUUGUAAAUCCUUUUCCUCUUCAGAUGCUUUUAAUUUGUUCUGGCUUGUCGUGUGAAAAAUGUGAAUUUAAGAAGAAAUUCAGAAUCACCUUGCAAUUAUUCAAAUUUGUAUUAUGUCUUAGAAUCUCAUAUAGGAUCCUGAGAAAUUCUUAUUAAUUGUGAAAAGUUACAUGUGUUUGUUUUUUCCUAUGCUUGAAUUCACUGAGGGAAGAAUCGGACAGAUCAAAUUUUUGUUCACCUAGUGAGAUAACAUUUCUUCUUGUAUACUUUUGUCAUGAGGGUGUUUUUGCAAUUCUGGAUGAAUGUAAUCUUUGGAUUA